Molecule: messenger RNA, 2874 nt
Organism: Rhopalosiphum maidis (corn leaf aphid)
Lineage: Eukaryota; Metazoa; Arthropoda; Insecta; Hemiptera; Aphididae
Product: hemicentin-1-like
Exons: 13
Coding region: 1-2328 (775 amino acids)
Biological process (GO): homophilic cell-cell adhesion
Cellular component (GO): plasma membrane
Source: RefSeq, a predicted model, not a curated record
AUGAAUUGGUUAGUCUCGCUGACCAUUGUCUGCUUGGCAGUGCAGUGCGGCACUGUUGUGCAGUAUCCGGAAGAUGUGUACAGCAGUUUGGCUUUCGUUUUCGACACGACGGGCUCUAUGGAGAAUGACUACUUACAGUUGAAAUCGCAUGCGGAGAGCAUUAUGAAUUACGUGUUGGCAAGGAAUAACACUGAUAUCAAGCAUUUCGUUUUUGUACCAUUUAACGACCCAGAUGUGGGACCUGUGACUGAAACAUUUGAUCCAAAGGUAGUAAUGUACAAACUGAAUCAAGUACUGAUAGGUGGAGGAAAUGAUUGUCCGGAAAUGGGAAUAACGGCAGUGAUAGAAGCGUUAAAAGUUGUGAAGCCCAACUCGUAUAUAUACGUGUUUACUGAUGCACCACCUAAAGAUUCACAUUUAGUUUAUGACGCCCUCGAGUUAAUCCAAAGAAAACAAUCUCAAGUUGUUGUUUUAAGAACAGAACACGGAUGCGUAUCAUCAGAUACUAGCUACGAAAAUAUAGCAUCAUUGGGGUCAGGUAAUGUAUUCGACGUGAACAAGGGAGAUAUAUCAAAAGUACUGGAGUUUGUCAAAACAUCAAUGGACACAAAUAGAGUAAAUUUGAUGUCUGUAAAUAUUCCACAAAAACAAUUGAUACCAUUUCCGAAAAAGCUAAGUAUUGACGAAAGCAUAAGAAGUCUCCAGGUAUCCGUCUCUGGACUCAAUUCAAAUAUUGAAGUGGUGAAUCCCAUAGGUAGGAAAAUGGAUGAAUCAAAUGGAUUAAUUACUGAUUUGAACUUGAAAAAUGUUAAAAUCAUCAACAUUUUGGAACCCAUACCCGGUGAAUGGACUUUGUAUAUAACUAGUGAAUCUUCACAUGAAAUUCGUGCUUGCGGAAUCAGCACAAAGAAUUUUGACUUCGGAUUUGCUAUUUCAAAACCAAAAAAUAUGUCGCAAACUAGCCACAGGCCACUUAAAGGUGCUAAAAACUAUAUAUUAGUAGAUUGCCCAGAUGUUAAGAAAUUUGUAUCUUGUAAGAUUCAAGAUUUAAGCAGUGAUGGUAGAACAGAGGCUCUGCCAAUGUUAGUUUUUGGAAAAAAUAUGUUGUUAUGUGGUCCAUUCAUACCCAAUGAUAAUCCAUUUUACGUUCAGGUAAUUGGUAUGAACAGUUUUAAUAAUUACUUCAAGCGCAUUACUAAAACUAGCAUUAUUCCCAAUGAACCUGAUGUACCAUACAUAACUACCACAAAAAAGGCGAUCGGAGUAGUUGGCGAUGAAUUGCGUAUCAAUUGUCAUGUCGAGUCAUUAGUCCCAGUCACAGUUACCUGGGAGUCACUAAAUUACCCUCAACAAGCUUGGAACUUUAGCCAGAGUUCAGAAAUUGAAUUAGUCAUACGCAACAUAACAUUCCAGCAUGGUGGCAUUUACACGUGUGAGGCACAAAAUAUUGCUGGCUAUUCCAAAUCAACAACUAACGUCACCAUAAUAUCCAAGCCAACGAUUGCCGAGGGAAACGAUAAUGUAACUGUGGUAUUACCCGAAGGUGGAGAUUAUUCGAUGACGUGCACAGGUCACGGAGUACCUGCCCCCAAAAUGAUCUGGUUCAUGAAUGGUUCUCCUAUUUCUCAUUACAACGACCACAUUUUAGUCAUAAACGACAUCCUGAGGUUGAUUAUUUACGACGCUUCGUUAAGCGAUUCAAACGUGUACACUUGUCGAGCUUCAAACGAAGCCGGAGCGAUUGAGAAAAGUUAUAAUAUUGUUGUUAAAGUUGAAACGGGUAUUUCGAUAGCAAACGAAUCGUUGGUCAUAGACGAACAAGAUGACAUUCUUAUGAAUUGCCCGUUAACAAACAUGAACAAUAAAUGGUAUAAGGACGGUGUUAACAUCAAUGAUUUAGUUUACAAAAGAGCAGAUGAACAACAUUUCAGACAAAAAAAUCGUGCAUUAAAAAUCUAUGAACUGGACGAAUUAGAUGGCGGUGUAUACACGUGUAUGAGCUCUGAUGCAACGUAUUCAUUUCACUUACAAGUUGCGUUCGCUCCUUAUUUCAUAAAAUACCAGCCUGAGACAAUGAUGAUCGGUAGAAACGAAACGGUUGUGUUUGACUGCAAAGCAAAAGGAUUUCCAAAACCAAAAGUGUUAUGGAGAAAACUUGAAUCGUCAUUGCCAAUAACUCAGUGGACUUUAAAAGAUACAGAGUACUUAGAAAAUAAACAGAUACUUAAAAUUCAUUCUGUCGACUGGAUACAUAAUGGAACUUACACUUGCAUUGUUAAAAAUAAAUUAGGGAUCGAAAAACGUCGUUUUGAGUUAUAUGUAUUCUAAUACAAUUUACUGUACUAUAAACGUAUUUUAUUAUAUUGUCGUACUACAUAUAUACUUAAGCACAUUACAUCUUUUUAAUAAAUCUUAUUAUAUUCAAUAGUAAACAUUGGAAAAUAUUUGAUAAGUGUUCAUACCGAAGUGUUCUAACUUAUAAAUGUUUAAAACUAAACAUGUCAAAAUACUUUUAUCUAUAUGACUAUAAACACCAUACAAUUUACAUAGUAUAUACAUACAAUUACGUUAAAUUGGAAAUGUUUUGUUGGGAAAUAAAUGAUUUAGCUUAACCUGUAUAACAAUUUUAUCAAGAAGUAAUCUAAUUUUACUUGAAUACCUUUACAAUUUUAAAGUUGGUUCUAAAAUAAAAUACAAAUUGUUAUAGCUUUCAGAUGAUUAUAUAAUAUAAUAUAAUACAAUAUGUCUCACAGGUAGAGGGUAACAAUAUACAAUACCUGUAGAAUUUGAGCUUUAAUCAUAUCAAGGAUAAUUGGUAUUAUUACUAUUAUUAUAGUUUCUCUAGAUAUUUUUAAAGAACUGUAUAAUUUCACU